GUCAGCAGGUAGAAGAACAUGAAAAAAUCAAACAAGAAAUGGCCAUGGAGUAUAAAGAGGAAUUGAAGAAACUACAGGAAGAAUUAGGCAGACUGAAGAGAAGCUAUGAAAAGCUGCAGAAAAAACAAAUAAGGGAAUUCAGAGGAAAUACCAAAAAUCACAGGGAGGAUCGGUCUGAGAUUGAGAGGCUAACUGGAAAAAUAGAGGAAUUUCGUCAGAAGUCACUGGACUGGGAGAAGCAACGCUUGAUUUAUCAGCAACAGGUAUCUUCUCUGGAGGCACAAAGGAAGGCUCUGGCUGAACAAUCAGAGAUAAUUCAGCACAUCAAGAAAGUGACUGCUCUAGAUAGUGAGAUUGCUGAGAAGAAUAUGGUGAUAGCUCUAGUUUUCCUCUUUGAUGGCUUAUGGUUGCAGUUAAAUUUCUGCACUGAGGUAGAUAAUACGGAAUACGGCUGUCUUUUCAGGAGAUGGGCAGCAUCUAUUCUCCUGAGGAAUCCCUGCACUUUCUCAGUUCUUUCUUUCCCCUUGGCUCAGCUCGCCAAUCGAAAACAGAAAUUAGAGUCUGUGGAGCUGUCCAGCCAGUCAGAAAUUCAGCACCUGAGCAGUAAGCUUGAGCGGGCCAAGGACACCAUCUGUGCCAAUGAGUUGGAAAUAGAACGCCUUAACAUGAGGGUCAAUGACUUGGUUGGAACCAAUAUGACCAUUCUGCAGGAGCAGCGGCAAAAAGAAGAAAAAUUGAGGGAAUCUGAAAAAUUGUUAGAGGCUCUGCAGGAGGAAAAGAGGGAAUUGAAGGCAAAUCUUCAGUCUCAAGAAAAUGUCAUCCAUGAGGCAAAAAUGCAAAAGGAGAAGCUACAAGCAAAAUUAAAGGCAACGGACACUCAACUCACAGUAGAAACUAUAAGGCCACUGGAGGAUGCUCAUGCAGAAAGGAAGUACACCUCUCAAGGUGUCUUAGACAGUGUGCUCUCCCAGUUGGAUUUCACUCACACAAGUGAAGAACUUUUGCAGGCAGAGGUGAUUCGACUUGAAGGCAGUUUGGAAUCUGUGAGUGCAACAUGUAAACAGCUGAGCCAAGAACUAAUGGAAAAAUAUGAAGAACUGAAGAAGAUGGAAGGGCAUAAUAAUGAGUACAGGGCAGAGAUUAAGAAGUUGAAAGAACAGAUUUUACAGACUGAACAAACAUAUAGCUCUGCACUAGAAGGAAUGAAGAUGGAAAUCACCCAGCUAACGGAGUUACAUCAGCGUGAUAUCACUAUUGCUUCUGCCAAGUGUUCUUCCUCAGACAUGGAAAAGCAACUCAAAGCCGAGAUGCAAAAGGCAGAAGAAAAAGCAGUGGAGAAUAAGGAGAUUUUGAGUCAGUUGGAAUCACUCAAGUUAGAAAAUUGUCGUCUCUCUGAAGUGGUGAUGAAUUUGGAAUUGGGUUUACAUGAGUGCUCCGUGCCUGUGUCUCCCCUGGGUUCGAUAGCUACUAGAUUUUUGGAAGAGGAGGAGCUGAGGUCUCACCAUAUUCUAGAGCGCCUGGAUGCCCACAUUGAAGAACUAAAAAGAGAGAGUGAAAAGACAGUGAGACAAUUUACAGCUCUCAUUUAGCUGCUUACAAAAUCACAAACUUGGGAAAAGAAGUAAACACUGAAGAGUUACCCUCAUCUGAAGGAGCAACUCUUUAAAAACAUGAACAUAUAAAAUUAUAAAGAUGAUACUUACUAGAGCAGUGGUGACGAACCUGAAAGAUUGAUGCUUUUCUAUAUGUUGUCAGAACACUGAUUUGUUCGAAGGACUUCUUCCAGCAAUAACUCAUGGGAAUAAACCAUU
Castor canadensis (American beaver) is the source of this 1811-nucleotide messenger RNA. NCBI's taxonomy places the organism in Eukaryota, Metazoa, Chordata, Mammalia, Rodentia, Castoridae. The record is from RefSeq and is a predicted model, not a curated record.